CACCAGUAGACAGAUGCCAACAGAAACUCUUUGUUCCAUUGUAGCUGAACUGAAACGCAGUCUUUCUUUUUUUGUCUCCAUCACCUUCUCUUCUUCUUCCUCGGAUUUCCAUAAUUGUAUCAGUUUCAAGUUCAGUGACAUAGAGAAUGGCGGAGAGAAAUGAUGAAGCUGCAGCAGAGGAAAUGAAUCUUGUGGACACAGCUCCAAAAGUUGAAGAGGCUGAGAAUUUGUCGAAUGGAGACUCAAAAGGUGUCGAUAUAUGUGAGGAAAACCAAAUGCCAUCCCAGCAGCAGGAGGAGGAGAUCAUCAAGAAAAAGUAUGGUGGCUUAGUACCAAAGAAGCCCCCAUUAAUCUCCAAGGACAACGAACGUGCUUUUUUCGAUUCUGCUGAUUGGGCUUUGGGAAAGGCAGGGGCACAGAAGAGCAAAGGACCACUAGAAGCUCUUCGCCCUAAAUUGCAGCCCACACCACAUCAGCAAGUACGCUCCCGAUCAGCGUAUGCACCUGCAGAUAAUGAUGAUGAUGAUGGAGAUAGUUGCAACUCCGAUAAUUUGAACUCUGCUGAAAAUCAAGGCAGUACUUUGGAUGGCAGCAUCGAGAGCCACAGCCAUUCUUCCCAGAAUCAGGACCACCAAAUCUGAUUUUCCGUCUGAGUUAACAAAAACAAUGUAAACUUCUUCUAUUCAAAGUUAUGCAUGUUGUAGCGUUAUGGUUUGAUGUCAUAAACGAAUUGCUCCGUAUCCACUUAUUUAAGACAAUUUUCUAUGAUUUC
Molecule: messenger RNA, 772 nt
Organism: Sesamum indicum (sesame)
Lineage: Eukaryota; Viridiplantae; Streptophyta; Magnoliopsida; Lamiales; Pedaliaceae
Product: cAMP-regulated phosphoprotein 19-related protein
Cellular component (GO): cytoplasm
Molecular function (GO): protein phosphatase inhibitor activity
Source: RefSeq, a predicted model, not a curated record